GAUUCGUUUACAAGAUUUUGAAGAAAAAGUACCAUGUCAAAUAAAUAAUUCUGAAUUUAGAUCAGAGUUAUAUCUUUUAUAUUGCGAUUUUGGGCAUAUGGAAGCUCUCAUUAAUACAGGUCUAAGCUUUUAUGAAGGU
Molecule: messenger RNA, 139 nt
Organism: Dentiscutata erythropus
Lineage: Eukaryota; Fungi; Glomeromycota; Glomeromycetes; Diversisporales; Gigasporaceae
Source: the annotation of a GenBank genome assembly